Molecule: messenger RNA, 6120 nt
Organism: Caenorhabditis auriculariae
Lineage: Eukaryota; Metazoa; Nematoda; Chromadorea; Rhabditida; Rhabditidae
Source: the annotation of a GenBank genome assembly
AUGAACUCGUUUCACUUUUUCGCCGCUUUUUUUCUAUUUUCUGCUGUUUACGCUCAAAAUAUCGAUGUGAGAUUGAGCUUUUCGAGGGAAAGAGGUUAACUUUUUUCUUGGUAUUCGUGAAGAAUUUUUUUUUUUUCUUUGAUUUGAAGUUAUUGAUCUUUCUGAUAAAUAUUUGAAAGUCUUAAAGCCCACAACUUUUUAAUUUUCAAGAAAAAUAUGGCUCAAAAUGACCCAUUUUGACUGAUUUUUGUGUGUUUUACUGACUUUUUCUUCUCCGAUUUUUCCAAAACUCGAAAUUCUGAGAAAUUAAAAACUCUCUGGAUGUUUUUCUAGUGUGUCAAAGAGAAAUUAAGCAGACUUUCAGAAAAUUCCAGAGUAAAAAAAUAUAUAUAUAAUCUUCCUCGUGGAGGAAAAACGUUUCGACAAGGAAUGUCAAAUUUGUUUUAAUUUUUUUGGAUUUUAAUGAAAUUUGGCCCUAAUACUCUUUGAUGUACUAGAAGAAAAUUCUGACAGCCUCAACCUUAAAAAAUUCCUAGUUUUCAAGAAAUAAGGGCCAAAAAAGCGAUUUUGACUGAAUUUGAGCGAUUUAAUGGAAGUCUCUUUUCAAAAACUAGAAAAUUUUAGAGGUUGAGACUUUCAAAAUCUUAAUUUAGUAUAUCAAAUGUGUUCAUUUGGUACAUCAAAGUGAUAUCAAGGUACAUCAAAAGACUUUUUGACGAUUCCAGAAUAAAAUUUAAACAACUCCUUGUUGGAAAAAAAAAUCCAAAAAAGAACAUUUUCAACCAAAAUCUAUAAAUUAAGAUGAAGCUGCGAUCGAAAAAGUGUCAAAAGUGGUCAAGCGGAUCAACUCGGACAAUCGUUUCGCCGAGGCAAAGCUUCAUGAAAUCGACUGCUCCAAUGAUCCUUCAUCCGAGGAGUGCAAAUCGAUCGAUGGCUUUCAUUUGAGCAUUUCCAGGUUUUUUUCAAAUCCUCAAACCCUGGGAAAAUUCGGCUUCGACUAGUAAAUUUAAAAAAAAGCUAUAACAAGACUCGUAACAAAAAAAUCAUCAAAAAUUGAAGUAAAAUAUAACUUAAAACUCGAUCGGAAAACUGUAAAGUCAUGUAAAACUCAAAAUAGGGCCUGAUGUAGUUUUUGGACAUAAAAAUUAGAAUAAAGCUCCUUACAAGGGAGGUCAUUUUACUUUUCCCUGAAAACUGGUCAGAACAAUUUUUAAUGUACCAUAUGAAGAUCCUGAAAUUCUCAACUUCCACAACUUCUUAUUUCUUGAGAAAGGACACCUCUAAAAAUCUGAAAAUCCGUUAAAACAAGCCAUUUUGAGGCUUUGAGCUCUUAUUUCUUGAAAACUAGAAAUUUGCGCAGGUUGAAAUUUAUAGAAUCUUUUUCUGGUACACCAAAGAGUGUUCUGGCCAAUUUUCAGGGGAAUCCCAAAGUAAAACGACCUCCUUGUUCUGAAAUCAAAAUUGUCUCUGACUCUCCAAAAUCCAGUUAUCUUUCUCGCUCUCUGACGGCUAUUUUGAAUUUCGCGAAUUAGGAAAAUUGCUUUUUUCAUUUCGAAAAGUCAGAAAUCGAUGAAUGAAACGUAAAUGGAGAGUUCAUCGACUUAUUUUGAUAUUUUGAUGCAAAAACUUCAAAUUUCUGCCCAAAUUAAAUCGGAAUGCUAACCAUGGUAAGAAAUGUGGAGCCCAUUAAUGUAAAAAAUUGUAAUCGUUUGUUUUUCAAAAAGUUUGAGUCUUUAAAAAGCUGAAAAGUGAUUUAUAGCCUCUAAUCAGUCAUUUGAAGGAUUUUAAGAAACAUUAGCACCAACCAGAACCUAAAAAACUAGUAAAAGAGGAAGAAAGACGCCGAAGAAACGAGAAGAAGAAGGAAAAUGAGGAACAGAAUCUCAUAUAUCUUCGAGAUGUAUCCCCAUCUUUGCAGCCGCCGUCUUAUGAAGAAAAAUGUCUCCGAAAUUCCAGUGUUUCUUUCUUUCAGCUCCGACGCCCCGACGUUGAAAGUACAAAGGAAUGUUCCGCAGAAGAAUUUGCAUGAGUUGAGCGACGUCGCCACGGAGUAAGCACCCUCGAGGGCCGUUUUGACGUGAAUUUAGGCUGUUGUACGAGUUUGUGGACGGCUAUUUCUCCCAUUUCGCUUUGGAAUCGACCAGCAAAAUUGGUGAGACUGCGAAAAUCUUUAGUGGCCACUAUAGAGGCUCGCCAAGAACUACUUGGAGGGGACACUAAAGUGGCCACUAAACCCACCUCUAUAGUGGCCACUAUUUUCCGUUUUAGUGGCCACUUCAGUAGUUUUUCAUCCAGUAUUCCUUCCAGUAACUCUGAUAAUUUUAAAACAAACAGAUUGGACCAGUUAUGUUGAUCCAUUGACCCCUAAAGUGGCCACUAAAAUGUUUAGUGGUCUAGUAGUAGCACUUAGACCUCUAUAGUGGCCACUAAUUUUUAACCCCUUAAGUGGCCACUAAUUUGACUACUAUAGUGGCCACUAAAAAAUUUCCCAGAGGGUUCAAAGAACUCGCGAAAAAGUUUAAACAAGAGGGAGAAGAUUUUAAAGAACAUAAAUUUCAUGUGAAAAAACUCCUGAAGGUUUUCGAGAAAAUGCAGAACAAUAAGUUACUUAGGAACGCCAUAGUGGGCCCUAGAGGGGCCAUAGAAGGCAAAAUAGUGCUCACUACAGGGGUGAAGUUUAAGUGAUUCCUAUAGGGUAUUUUUUUUUCUUCGGAUUUGAAAACUAAAAAGACGUAUAGGAAACAGUAGCAUGCUCCUCUAUAGUGGCCACUUUUUCAAGCUUUGGUGCUUCCGGGAAAGUGAAGUGGUCCCUAGAGGGGAAUUUUUCAAGUGACCUGACUAGUAAGGGACCUCUCUAGGGUUCCUAAGUUUAUUUUCGACAUUAUUUUAAGCCUAUUUUUAACGAUUUUUCAUAAGAACAUUUAUUAGAGGAAGGAUAAUUGUGGAAUUUUACAAAAAUGCUCGAAAAAAAUAUUUGAAAGUUUGGUUUUUUUAAAGUCCCUGGUUAGCAUUUUAUGCAAAUUUUUCACAAUAAUUUUCAAAAAUGUACUCAUAAAGACCUGGAAAUUCCAAUUUGAACUUUAGAUAAGGAAAAAAAUUCGAAAAAGGACGCCAAAUUUUGGGAAGAAUUCGAGCUGAAAACUUCAAAAGACCUUGACCAAGUGAUCUCUUCCGGGAAAUCGACCUAUUCUUUUGUUCUUUUCUACUUUCCUGGUUAGUUUCCUUGAAGAAAUCUUCAGAAUGACAAUGAAAAAUCGUUCCAGAAGACUUUGAGAACUACGAGGCCGUGGUUCACUUCGCAGACGCCUUGAGAAGGACCAAAGCCAGUGGGGGGCUCAUAAAUUGUCACAAGUCCGUUCCAACAUUUCCCUGGCUUAAAAUGUUCCAUUUUUUCUCAAGGAACGAGGAAAUUUGCAAGGAAUACAACGUUCUGGACGGAGGAUUUUCCGCUUCUCUUAUAGCCUACCACAACGAGAAUCCGUACAAGAACUUCGAAGGAACUUUUGACGGAGAUAAUGUUCGGGAUUGGAUUUUGACGUGAGGAUUAUUUUGAAAAUGUUCAAAGCAGGGAAAAUUAUAGGAUUCAACAGCCGGACAUUGCAAAAAUGACCGAAGACUUGGUGCCUUUGUAUCGAAGUGGAAUUAUACCAGGUUAUUAUCUUUUUGACAUUCAAGGCGAGAAAAAAAAAAAAAAAUGGAAAAACCAAUCAAACUAAAAAGCAUGUGAUAACUAUUCUACAGAAACAACAUCGCAAAAAAUAAUUUUACAAUAGAAAUUUUUUUCAAAUUUUGAAGCUUGUUCAAAUGAAAAAGUCUCUGAUUGAUUUAAAGCCCUUAUUGGACAAUUUUUCUGACAAAGUACUGGAAAAAUUUAAAUUUGAUUUUUUUCUCUAAAAACACAAAAAAACAAAAAUAAUGAAAAAUUUCAUUCGGACCCUUUUAAAAAUCGCCGGAGUGGUCCCAAUAGUGGUUAAAAAAAUGUCCCAUAUAAGGAUAAAAUUUAGAUGAACUCUUAUAGUCAAUGUUUUCCGACUUGAAAGGCGAAGGAGGCGGGGCAAAGGGCGGGACGCGUAGCGUGUGCGUACGCGGUUCUUGGCGCCAGUUCAGUUCAAUCGCCGCUGACUGUUUAAAAAGCUCGGCAACCGCUCUUUUUGUAUUUUCUUCUAUUUUUUUGAUGCACACAUGAACAUAAUCAAUAAAUAAUGAAAAAGUGAAAAAGAGCGAUGAAUAAGCUCUCUGAAUGCUCGCUAGCGGUUGAAUUGAACACGUGCCAAGAACCGCGUACGCACACGCUACGCGUCCCGCCCCUUGCCACGCCUCCCUCGCCUUUCAAGUCGGGAAAAAUUGACGAUAUAGGGGUUUAGGGGCUCAUCACCAAGCCUCUAAAGUUUAAUUGGCCCUAAAGAGGAACCUUCAAAAAACCUUCAAAAGGCCCGUCCAUCAAAGAUUGUUUGAGCAAAUUUAUGAAAAAUUCUGAACCCUACGCUAAAAUGACCUCCCAUGUAAGCUUGCCUCUAUAAAGACUACUCUGGAACUCCUAAAGUUAGAUUCGACAAAAAAAUGUCGCGAAACAGAUAUAUUCGGAUUUUCCUGGUGUUUACCCUUUUCUGUCCUAAUAAAUAGCAUUUAAUUCAAAUUAAGGCUUCGAGGAAUCGCGCUCCACCGUAAACCUGCUAUUCGUGGCGAAAAAGCGUACGGCGGUCUACACAAACUUCAAAAAAUUCGCCAAGGAAAACCAUGGAAGAUUUCAUUUUGGUGCAAUGGUUCAUGAAGACGUACUGAAAUGGUACUUUUCAAAGUUGAAAAAUAACAUAAUCAAAAAUUUCAGGGCACAUAACCCGGCUUUCGUGACGAUGAAGCCUCUGGAAGAAUAUAUUCAAGCUUUCACACUUUAUGACGACCUCAGUUACGAUCGAAUGGUGGAAUAUUUGGAGGAGAGUAUUCGUCCUUCCGUGGUUCGAACUACAAAAAUUACCUUCGAAACUACAAUUUCAAGCACAAAAUCGAAACGGCGAAGAAUCUAAAGUUCGCCUUGAGUGGGGAAAAGCCUCUCAUUGUGUUCGUCGACCCAACGGCCACGAGGAAUUCCACCAAUUUCCGAUGGACCGCUGGAAAUCAACUUCUGAGCAGGAGAAUAGCUUAUUUCGCCGUUUCUCGGGGGUCAGUCUAUUAAUUUAUCUGUCAGAAAAGUGCUCAGAAUCUUUUAUUUUUGUGUAUUCAAUUGAAAAUAUGGAUUCUGUUUUUGAAACCCUGGAAUUUUUUUGAAGAUUCGAAAGCCUUUGAUGGUCCCAAAUAGUACUGAAAAAAGCUCGACAUUUUAAAAAUUUGUAAAUUUUUCAUGCUGCGACAAGAGCGAGUUUUCUUUUCCCGAAGAUUACGGUAUGUGAAAAGUCCGCAUUUGGCGUGUACACUCUGCGUGUUUGCACACAUUAAGUAGUGCCAUUUCCGUAUUUUUUUCCAGUUUGUUCUGAAUUUUUCUCAAAAUGGAUUUCAACCACUGAAAAAAAUUCGAUUUACAUCAAUUUUUCAUUCUGACUUUCUAUAAAAAACAAAAAAAUUUUAUCUCAAAUACGAAAAACGCGGAGACGGUACCCUCAAACUGUGCAAACACGCUAAAUGCGGAAUUUCUCACACCGUACCCUCCGGAAAAGGGAAAUUUGCUUUCUUUAUAGCUGCGAUUUUGCAAAAAAUCCAAUGAAUAUAUUCUUAAAAAAACUAUUAUUUUUUAGAUUUGAUCUCUUUGGAAUGUACUGGACCCAAAAGCUUGCUGACCGAUCAAAACCAUUUUACAUUUCAAUAAAGACUGAGGUUUCAUUAGCAUUUUCAAAGAACUUUCAUAUUUGCCCUCAUUUUAGGGCUCCGACUAUUGCCUACACCGAAAAUCGAUAGCUAACGAGGACGAAAAUCAAAUUCUGCACUGGAUCAAGUCGCUAAAGGACGAGGGCUGUGAAGGUUUUUUUUAAAUUUUUUCAAGAUUAUCCUUAUGACGCCUUGAUUAUAGAGCUAAUCCCUCGAUUAAAGCUGCCACUUGACGCGUUGGAGCUGCGGGAGCGGAAAGAAGAAACCGAGAAAAUUGUGAAGGAAAUGCUGGAAAAAACAAAUAAACACGAGGAGCUGUGA